Lindgomyces ingoldianus is the source of this 825-nucleotide messenger RNA. RefSeq lists its product as uncharacterized. The transcript has 7 exons. Lineage: Eukaryota; Fungi; Ascomycota; Dothideomycetes; Pleosporales; Lindgomycetaceae. Bases 163 to 825 code for a protein of 220 amino acids. The record is from RefSeq and is a predicted model, not a curated record.
GUUUACCCUCUCCUCCACCCUCCGUAAUCCUGUUCCAAUUUCCGCCUGCUUCACGCUCUUUAUCAAUUUUGCUACCAGCUCCUUGCAUCCCACCUACCAGCUUUUAAAUCUACUAUUUCGCUCUUCAUACUGUACCAUUCUCUCAUAUAGAUCCGGGAAGACAUGUCUCAAUAUGUCUUGAAGAUAUACUGCUCAGCCAUCUCCUUGUUUGACAGAUUCCAGCCCAGGAGUUGUGCUGCAUCUCGGCUGAAAAUUAACCACCCACUGCAGCCUCAGAGACGGGGUCUCUUCCGAGGUCUUCUUACCAUAGCACUAUUGACUAGUGCUUACCUCUCAUCUAAGAUGACUGCCCUAGAGGCUCCAUACAACAGUAGGGGACGAGACUCAUUUCAACCAGCAUCCACUCGCAAAGAAUCCCCAGAAGCAGCAAGUCAGGAACCGGAAGCCGGCGGAUGCAACCCUCACACCACCUUCCGCAUUGAUUCCGAAGAUUCCGAUAGAAGCCUUCAAUUAAUAGUCAAGCAACCAGCACACGCAGCUGGGCGGGACCUUGCCCAUGUGGAAUCAUCAAACAGGCCAUACAUGACAGAAUCAGACCACCCUACCCCUAUACCGUACAAUUCAGUUCCCGUUAUCCCACGGAACAUCAACACAACAUCAAUGGCGUAUUACGACAACCUCGCUCCAUCCAAAAUUAUGCAUAAGAAUAGAAGACGAAACGAGGCGUUUGGAAGAGAUAUGCAUGCAGCAGCAUCGAUGGGCUUGGAAGCGACCGUGAAACCUGGACACACGCCGGUGAAAUGCAACAAUGGUAUUACAAAAUAA